Molecule: messenger RNA, 699 nt
Organism: Tetrapisispora phaffii CBS 4417
Lineage: Eukaryota; Fungi; Ascomycota; Saccharomycetes; Saccharomycetales; Saccharomycetaceae
Gene: CBT1
Product: Cbt1p
Exons: 1
Coding region: 1-699 (232 amino acids)
Source: RefSeq, a predicted model, not a curated record
AUGUCACAUAAAGCCUCGAAGUUCCUGCUCAAGACGACCAAUGCUCCCAGAUAUGCGUACCGACAUCUACUGGAACCCAUGGCCAGGACCACCGAUGCCUCUUUCCUGGGCUUACAGCGCAGCACAAGGGCGAGCAAGUACCACGAGUGUCUGCGUCAUUCCGAUCUCGUGGUGAUGGUGAACUGGGUGCAGACAGAUCUGGUGUUCAACCAGCCAUACUAUUGGAAGAUGUUUGCCAAGAAACUAGAGGAUGGAGUGUUCCACCAUGAGCCCGUCGAUUCGAAGCUGUACAACGAGUUGUUCGGAAUCCCAGAUGCAGACCCGUCGAGCAACAAGACAGACGUCAGGAUAUGGACUCAAGACAAGCUGAACCUGCAGACGUUGAACCACCUGCUAGAGAUGGUCAGGCGAGACGACAGCAAAUUUUCCAUCAGCAGCAUUGGAAUCAACGUGAACGCAAAGGAGCACGAGAUGAACGCCGCAACGUACAUCCAGCACCUAGUGAGGGAGUCGACUGAGAAGUACAAUAACAUAAACUACGAGAAAUUGCUACAGAUAGCAAGAGAGCAGAGAACCACCCCCACGUCUCACGAACGAAUAUUCAAAGACCUACUACUGAACCUGGCGGACCUAGAGCUCACCAGGACAAGCCUCGCAAAGGACAAACGAUGGAUCUUCUUCACAGCACCGGUACCCUAG